GGGAGGGAGGGGGAGGAGGAGGAGGAGGAGGGGAAGGAGGGAGCAGGAGGCCAGGGGGAGAGGAGGGAAGGAGGGAGGGGAAUUUCUAAAAAAGUUUAAAGAAAUCGGAGCGAAACUAGAGGGGCAGGCGACUGCCGGAUCCGCGCGAAGCCGCGGGGCGAGCGCGGCCCCCACCCCUUCCUUCCCUCCCUCCCUCCCCGUGGCCCGGCUCUCGCCCGCCUCUCAGCGCCGCCGGCUGAGGCGGCUCAGCCCGGGGACGCGAUUCAACAUGGUGCUGCUGCCGGGGGCGCGCGAGCGGGCGAGGGGCAAGGCGAGCUGAUGGUGAGGGGUCUGGGCGGCCGGAGGCCCAAGAGUUUCGGCGGCGGCGGCGGCGGCGGGGCUGGGGCAGGCGGGGCUGGGGGUGGGGAGGGGGAGGUCUGUGUGGUGGUUUGUGGAAAGCGGGGUGACAGCGUGUAUUUCGGCCCCGGUUCCGCGGGGCCCUCGCACACAUUUACGCGCGGCCUCGGCCGCGGAGGCCGGGGCGUCCCCAGGCAGAAGCACCGGCGGCAGCUGAGCCGCUGCGCGCCGCCCGCCUGCUUCCCUCCCCGCCAGCCUCCCUCUCUGCCGCCGCCAGCGCCGCCGCCACGGCCCGGCAGCCAGUGCCACACAGCGACCCCCGAGGGCCGGCCGCGGCACUGCGCCUGGCUCCACACCGCCCCGGCAGCUCCUCGCGGGGAACAAUAGACUCGGCUCGCCGGGCUUAGGGUUCGUCUGCAAUGUGCCGCACAUUUCACACACACACACAAAGCCGGCGGAAAGGGGGGCGGCGCGGGGAAACGGCCACUACCGGUUGUUCCAGGGUUAGGGGUGGAGGCGAUGUUCGCGUCCCCGACCCGGCUGUUAGAAGGGCCGCCUCGGAGUCCCCGCCCGCCCGAUAGAACCGGUGUGGCGCUCUGAAGGGAAAGGAAGCUCACCGGGGCAGCUACUCACGCUACGCAACAUUCACAGAUCGGAAUAAAGUCAAUGUGUUACCUUCUCUUUUUGUAAAGUCUAAAGGAAUCGGCUUUUAUGAGCCUUAUGCUAGUAUUUUGGGGCCUGGUUAGCACAUUUUCUAUGAAUUAUCCACACGCUAACUUUAGCAAACUAUACGUUAAAUACAUUGUGAACUGUCUGUCCUAGUUCUGUGGAAAUAGAGUAAUGCUGUUAAUCCAUCUUGCCGCUGGUUGGCUUCACAUAUCAAACUGGAUUAUUCUAUGAGCAAAGUUAUGCAAGCUAACUAAACUGGUUGGGAAGCAAUCUGUCGAACUUCGACAAUAAUUAACGUUUACAUUUUUAUAGUAAAGUCUCUUCAAGAUUGCUGCAUUUAAAAUAAAUAUCAAAUAAAACAUUUUUCCUUGCUUUCAAAUGUCUUAAAUGUAAUCCUCGUUUAAAAUAUUUUUGAAAGUUAAAAAAACCCUUUGUUUAAAUGAUAGUCAAAACAUCUCAACAAAUACUACCACCUAAAUUUGCAUUUACGAAGGGUGUUGGAGCCGGCUUUUUGCUACAAAUGUUAAGAUUACAGUACGGGAAGCGUAUUAUUAUUCCCAUUUUAGUGACGGCCACCACGGGCAAAGUCACUGCCUAACGCAAGGUCAAAGGGUAGUAAGGGUCUGGAUGGGUUAUUUCAGGUAGUCGUUCCAAUGGGAACAUUGCUUUGGAGGUGAAAAAUUAUGUAAUAUAGUGCAGCGUGCUUCCGGUGCUCACUCUAGGAAACGGACUUAUUUCCCAACUAAAGUUUGUCUCUCAAGUGGGGUCGGAAUAAGGUUGUGGCUAGGAAAUUCCUGACACCCCAGGGCCAGUGAGUGUCUCGCAAGCCUGUGAGGGGCGGAGACCCGGCUCGGGGAGGUGGAGAAGCUCGGCGGCCGCGGGAGACUGCUGUUAGGAACACUCGGUCAGCUGUCCCUUCCCCCACCCGUCCUCUUAGGGGGAGUGGAGAUGUGGGCUCGGAGCUGCGUGGCCCGGGCUGUGCGGAUUCCCUAAACGCCGCACUUGCGCACAGCCCCUUACGUAACCGUCAGUGCCGGGGAUUCCCUAGAGGGGGUCAUUCUAUUCAACCAUUAUACACACCCCGGGCUCCUGCCGCCGCGCCGCCGCCGCCUCACAAAAUGGCGGCGCCCAUAGAAGAGACAGCGUCCGUCUCCCCGGCCCCAUUUUGUGGGAGGUGAGAGAUCUGUCAACAUGGAAAACCUCUGCUGAGGAUGCAUCCGAGUUUGGAAACCCCACUUAAGGGAUGGAGCCUGGGGGAUCACAUUAAACGGAAAAUGCCAACGACUUCCACCUCUACGCAUUUUUAGUUUUUCAUUUUCUCGAAGGAAGCGCCAGAAGCCUGUGGGGUAUAACUAGAGGGAGAACGGAAAGCUGAGGUGACUGCUCCGGGGACUUGCCGCGGCGCCUUAGUGGCUUUGGUUGCUCUUCCACGCUCCCGGCAGCUGACCGCGAUCUCUUGGAGGGUCUCCUGGGCCACCUCGGCCGCGCCUGUCGUGCAAUGAGACUUUUCUGUAGUUUUAAAAUGCCACAGUCCACGGCCCGGUCGGCACCGCUCGCCUGAAUCGUGGGCUUCGGGAACCCUGGAGGCUGCUGCUCCAGGAACUCGCGGUCGGCCGGGAACCGGGGAGCUCGGUUGCCAGGAGCGGGCGGUAUUCGUGGACUCCGGCGGCCCUAGCGGGUGGCGGCCGGGAUCCGAGCUGGGGAUGACGGUGCUGAUGGAGCUGAUGGGGCAAGAGUGGGAACGGAGGCACGUACACUGAAAUUUAAGUCGUCCGAGUUGGGACUUAAGAUAGAAGGUUAAUAUUGUCUCAGGCUAGACUUAGAAUGUCUUUUCUGGUAUCCUACUCUGCAGUGGGCAAAUCUAUUGUCUUUAUUUCUCAUUUAAGGGCAGAAUGAAGGGAUGACAUUUUUACUUUUCAAGAGGCGGUUGCCACUUUUAAGUCACUGUUAAUGUGUGUGUGUGUACAUACACUAACAUAUACAAUAGUGUGUUUUGCUUUUCAGAGCAAGUAUCAAAGGCUAAAGACUUGGAGUGAUAAUGUUUAAAAGCCUUUUUAAAAAAAAAAUGUGAUGAGAAACUGGAGAAUUGACUUUUUAAAAUUCCUUUUCUGUAGAAGAGGCUAUCUUCAAAAUGGAGUCCUAAAGUAUAUCUGAUGAAUAGAAUUUAAAUUUUUAACAGUGUAUACCCUGCGGUCAAAAGCAUAAACGUAAAACUUGAUGUUUAUCAGAUUACUUACGUUUCAAUUUUCCUGUGAUUAGAAAAAUGUAAGACAAAAGUAAGCUAUUAAACGGUAUUUGCUUGUAAGAGUAACGUAAAGGUUUAAGGAAAGGUUUGUUGAAACAGAUAUGCAUCACAAGAAUAAUUUAUUUUAAAUGUUGUUUUCUAGUUGCAGCAAUCAUUUGUGUUUACAUGACUUUUUAAAAAGGGGUGUAGUUUAUGUUGAUUUUGAUCCUCGUAUUUAAUCUCUAGUGCAGAAGUUGAGAUUUCUGCAGGCUGCGCCUCAAUCACUAAGUUCCACACUCCAUCCUCUGCCGUGCCAAUCCUGGCAUGUGGAUCACCAAGAUAAAAUUUCUGGUCCUGUCUGUUCUUACUGAUGUCCUUUAGAGUUGAUAAAUUUGAUUGCCACUAAUCAGUCUGUAUCUCUUGCAAGAACACCACAUUUAGCAUCGAAGUAGAGUCAGAGUAUAUUUUUUAUGAGAUUGUACUAAAGUAACCUUAUAUUGUAUUUCUUAUUACCAUAUUGCAUUUCCUGUAGUGGGCAGCAUAGAGCAGGUGGAUCCUGGCAAAGUAAUGUUAGAGAUGUGCUGACAGCUUUACAAUAGAUAUUCUCCAACUAAUUUAACAAGAUACAAAAUAAAAUGUAGUUCGUAGUUUUCAAGCAUUAAUGGAAAGUGUUCCUAUUAAAAAAUUACCAAUAACAGUGGAAAUUGUUGCAAUCCAAUUUGUAUAGUUUACUAUUUUGGUGACAAAGUCCUUAUGAUGGGAAAAAUGGAAAGUGUUGCUUUUGUAACUGCAAACGCUGCACACCGUAAUUAGAGGUUUCUGUUAUUUUAUUUGAAUUUUUCAUUCCUACUAUCAGUUUUAAUAUUAGUCUGGAAAUUGUGAUAAAUUAAUAAUUCCCUCAUUCAACUAAACCUUAAAAAACUACCCAGUUUCAAAUCAAGCAUAUCAGGUGUAUGAUUACAACAGCUGAAAUAACUUAAAUUGAGGAAUUGGUAUGCCAACUCAGUGGAGAAAUUUUGUGAUUUUAGGUUAUUCUAAGAUUUUAAAAAAUAGUUUGAAUCGUUAAACAAGGCUAUUGAAGUUAAAUUGGUAUUUCCUUAAAGAUGAUUUUAGAGAAAAAUUCUUUGGCGAGAUUCGAGAAUGCCUUCAUGGCUUCUCUUGCCUGUACCUAUUGCUGUACUUUUUUAUGUGGACUAAUUUGUCUUAUUUGAAAAUUUAAUUACAAUAUCAAAUCCUAGAUGAAGCCCUCCCAUUCUUAUGGUGAUUCUAGGAGGUACUGAUAACUAAGCUCUUAAAAGGUGAGGAAAUAGUUUGUUCUGCUGCAAAUUAGGGUACUCUUAAUACAGACACUCUGAUGGUAAUUCUAAGUAGUAUUGAUAGCUAAGCUUUUAAAAGAUAAGGAAAUAGUUUAUUCUACUUCAGAGUAGGAUAAUUUUAAUGCCCUGAAUAUACUCUGAAUCUUUUAUAGAUAGAUUUCUGAAUGAUUUGGCCCGAAAAAGCCUGAUAAGCUUUGGAGGAUUUUUUUUAAUUUUUUUUUUUCUCUUAAAAAGGAAUCAGAAAUGUGGGAUUUUUUUAAAAAAAUUAUUUUCAGUAGAUAUUGGAGAUUAUGCUUUGUACAUUAAAGCCAGUUUGAUUUUUAUAAUUUUCAAUUAAAGACUUUCUAAUAAGACAACUAAAAUAUUAAAUUUUAGGCAAUUAUAAUAAUAUUUUUUGGAGAAGCAUUCCCAGAUGUACUUUUGACAAGGAGUUGAUUUUAUUAGUUGUUUGGGUUGUUUAAUCCAGAAUUUUUAAAACUGUUAUGGGUUUAAUGUGCUACAUUUGUCCAUUCUUAUUCAUUUCCUCUGUUUUGAUCACUGAAAAGUUGUCUAAAAACUGUGCUCAUUAUACACAGUUUAUAGUAUUUAAUAGCUUCUGAAAACUUUAAGAGACCAUACUAAACCAAGGAACUAUUUAUUAAUGGUAAUCUAUAUUUAGUAAUAAAUAUAUUUGUAACUAAAUGUAGAUUACUAAAUCACUGAGUAAAUAUUUCUUGAAUAUUUGGACAAGAGGUGGGGGGAGGGAGAAUGACUUGACCCUCAAGGAACUUAACUGCUACCUUUAACAGGUUAUAAUGAAGCGGGGUACAGUGGUACACAGCUGUAGUCCUAGCUACUCAGGAGGCUGAGACAGAAGGACCCCUUAAGCCGAGGAGUUCGCGUCUCUGUCUCUUAAAACAAAAAAGGUUAUAAAAAUAUUCAGACUGGAGGGUUCCUAACUUUUAAUACUUAAGCAGGGUCUUUACCACAGAGUUAAAUUUAAAGUUCUGUUUAGAAUGGUAACAAAUUUAAUUAUGUACAAAACAGCAUCACUUUAGUGUUAGUAUCAGUGUUACUCAAAGUGUUGUAAUAAUGUUAAUAACAAGCAUUUAAAUCACAUUGUUUGAAAACUGGGAUCUACAAAAAAUAUGAUUCCAAUAAUUAACUUUUUAAUUAUGGGAAAGGCAAGGCAAUGUUCAGUGAAUGUAAAAAAUAUACUACUGAGCAAACAAACAAAUUGUUUUAAUGAAUUUUGAUUUUCUGUUUUAAUUUUUUGGUACGUUGACUCUUCUUGACAUAGCACUUUGCUAUUAAUUAAAAAAAAUUAAACCCCAAAGACAAAUUAAUUCUGUAUUUAAUGCAGAUUUAAUUCUUGACUAGCUGUAAUGCUUAAGGAGUUGGCAGUCUUGUUGGCAAAACAAUAAAAUAGGAAUUAAGCUGAAAUGCAAAGCUGUGUAAUAAUUAGUUUUCAUGAAAGUAUAUAUAGUUUUCCUUAAUAACUACAUGAGUCAGUAGUGUUGACUUAAUAAUAAUUUAUUUAGCUUUUGCUUUUCUCAGAAAACAUAUCAGACUCUUCAUAUAUAGCAUCAAAAUAGAUAUUCAACCUGAGCCACUGUAAAUUGUUGAAGCUUAUUGCUAUACAUUAAGGGAAAUUCUAUCCAACAGUUCAGUAUGAACAAUUUUUUAAAGGUGCUAUGAUUCUUUAACAUGAUUUGUAGUAUGUAGAACUCAAGUAUUCUAGAAUAAUAUUUGUGUGAUAAUGUACAUGAGAAACAUUUAUAAACAGUCCUUCAGGUGUACAAAAUAACUGACAUAAUAUUUUGCAUUUAACUACACUGCCUCCAAGUAUUUUAAACAAAGAUGAAAAUUUUAGAGUAUUGUGCUAUAUUUUUAUAACUGAAUUUCCCUCUUAUUAACAAUACUAAUAACAUUUAGCCAUCAAUGAUUACUGAUAGCUUAAAUAAGAGUGUAGUUUCUGUUUCUAAUGUCUAUUAAUUUUAACCCCAUUUAAAGACAUUUCCUACUUAUCAUACUCAGAGUUAAUCAGAAGUUAAAUGAUGGUCCUUCUGGUUCUCUGGAAACUGAAAAGAAGCUUCUCUUUCUUCAGGGUAUGCAGAAUUUUUUUUUCUUCCCAAUGAGCUGAAUCCAUCCUUUACACUGCUAUUUGCUAACCUCAAUUGUUUUUCUGCUCCAUUAAAGUUGAGGCCACCAAAAAUAGUAGUAAUAUCACAACUACAAAACCCUGGGUGGAUUUGUACCCAUUGCACAUACACUCCUUGCUGCCAAUUCCUAAGAGACUUUUGAAAUAAUAGUAUAUUCUCAGGUAGACAAUAGAUUCUACUUGUGGCCUGUGUAUAGUGUUCAACAAGUCCAUGAGCCCUAUGAAACAAGAUGUAUUUACUGCAUUUUUCUAGGGAGAAGGUCUCAGCAGGCACGGGCAUCUUAAAGACCCUGUGAUGCCCAAAAGGUUAAAGCUCUAUUUGCUAAUGACGGAUAGUAAGUUUGGAGGAUUGCUUCAGGUGUGGCAUUUUAUUUUGUGGGUUGUUGGCCUGUAGGGAAAAACAUCUUGAAAUUACAGUUAAGGAAUACCACUUCAACUCAUCAAAUUAAAAAAAUUACGGCAAAUGAGCAAAAAUCUAUUUUUAAAGAACUACAUACAAUAUAUUCUUAUAGAAAAAUUUAGGUUAAAUGCACGGAACUGCUUUUUGGUUUGCCCUGUAUUGAAAAUAGAUGGAUGGGGGAUUACAUUAAUUAAUGUAUUUUUUUAUUUAUUUUUGAGGCGGGGUCUCUGUUGCCCAGGCUGGGGUGCAGUAGUGCAAUCUUGGCUCACUGCAACCUCUGCCCCCUGGGCUCAAGCAAGACUCACAACUCAGCCUCCUGAAUUGCUAGGACUGCAAGUGCACACACCACACCACACCUGGCUAAUUUUUGUAUUUUUUGUAAAGACAGGGGUCUCGCUAUGUUGCCCAGGCUGGUCUUGAACUCCUGAGCUCAAGCAAUCUGCGUGCUCAAGCCAUCGGCCCGUCUUGGCCUUCUAAAGUGCUGGGAUUACAGGCGUGAGUCACUGUGGUCAGCCUCUAUUAUUUUAAAGUAGGCUUCAAAUAUAAUUCUUCACUAAUUGGGAAUGCCUGGGGAUGUAUAUGAAUUUAUUACCAUUUUGUGAGUAGUAGUGUGUGCUUGUGUUCAUGGAUGGCAUUCAUCAGAAUGUUUCCAAUGGUGUAGACAGGUUACACUGCCAUCUUCCUGUUCUCCUUUGUGCUUACCUGCUCUGCUUGUAUUUGCUGCAGUUUCUGGUGAGUGUAUGUAGGUGUUGGCCCAGAUGUUGCUUUUGUAGAGAUCAUCCAUAGGGCUCAUUUAUCCCAAAUCAGUUUUUGUGUAUUAUCUGUGGACCCAAUGUGUAAUUUGAACUUUAAGAAUACUACUUCAGACUGCAGUGUAG
Messenger RNA from Chlorocebus sabaeus (green monkey), 7963 nucleotides. The record is from RefSeq and is a predicted model, not a curated record. NCBI's taxonomy places the organism in Eukaryota, Metazoa, Chordata, Mammalia, Primates, Cercopithecidae.